Molecule: messenger RNA, 1151 nt
Organism: Theobroma umbraticum
Lineage: Eukaryota; Viridiplantae; Streptophyta; Magnoliopsida; Malvales; Malvaceae
Product: alpha/beta-Hydrolases superfamily protein
Source: RefSeq, a predicted model, not a curated record
CAACACCAAAUUCAGCUUCAGGCCUCUCUCCCCUCUGUCUCUCUCCCAACGCCCUCUGUCAAUCUAUAUAUCCUGCUGCUUAAUUUCUGCCAAACAUGGUUAUACUAGAAAAGAGUCCUCAAGCAGCCAUGAAUGCAAGAAUAAUUGGCUCUGGCAGUGAGACCAUGGUUCUUUCACAUGGGUUUGGACUAGACCAAUCUGUCUGGGACAAAAUCCUUCCUUACUUGACACAGCAUUACCAGGUUGUCGUUUUUGACUGGCUCUUUUCAGGAGCUGUAAAAGAUCCCAACCUCUUUGAUCCUUUGAAAUACUCUUCCUAUGAUGCCUUUGCUAGUGACUUAAUAGCUCUUAUGGAUGAGCUUGACUUGAAAUCCUCAGUCUUUGUUGGUCACUCCAUGUCUGGUAUGAUAGGAUGCAUUGCUUCCAUUAAAAGACCUGAACUUUUUAACAGGCUCGUACUCGUUGGAGCUUCUCCUAGGUACAUUAAUAUAGAUGAUUAUGAAGGUGGAUUUGAGGCUGCAGCUAUUGACAGCCUCCUCUCAGACGUAGAAUGCAACUAUCAGAAUUGGACUUCGAGUUUUCCUACUCUUGUUGUGGACAACAACGAUCCCCUCUCCGUUGAAAAAGUUGCCAAAUGCUUGAAGAGGAUGAAACACGAAUUUGCACUCCCCUUAGCAAAAACAGUGUUUCGAUCUGAUGAGAGGGAUAUUCUCGACAAGGUUACCACCCCAUGCACCAUCAUUCAGACCACCAGUGACUUUGUUGUGCCAGGCUCAGUUGCCUACUACAUGCAGAAGAAGAUCAAAGGGAAAUCAACUGUGGAGUUUGUCAAGGCUGACGGCCAUUUCCCACAGUUGACUGCACAUCUUGAGUUCCUUGAUGUGCUAGGUGGAGUUUUAGGCUUUGAGAUUUGAUCAUAAAGAAGAUAAGGUCAGAAAUAAUUGCCCAUUGCCCCGAUUGGGAUAUAGUGUUGUGUAUUUAAGACUUCAUGGGAUGUAGGGAAGAAGGUGGUUGGCCUGUAAAAUCUAGUCUUCUAUCAGUAAUGUUAGGUUUGCUUCUUUUUUUCUAGUUUUGGUACCUUUGGACUGAACCUUUUUUAUCAGCAUUCUACUUAGGAAGCAAUUGUGAUUGUCUUGAUAUGGUUGAACAUA